CCUGGCUGCCCUGGCUGCCCUGGCUGCCCUGGCUGCCCUGGCUGCCCUGGUCGGGCUGGUCGGCUGCUCCUGCGACCGUUUGCCCAUCUGAAUGUUUCAUCCGGGCAGAGUCGCCAGGGAACCACCGCCACUACCGCAAUCGGUUUCUGCUAGAUUCCCCGCUCUCUCUGCUCUAUCCCACUUUCCGCGCUGGCUUGGUCUUUUCGCUUGGCGCCCAUUCCGGCAAUCAUUGAGGCAAAUCACUGACUUUCUAAGCCACACUCCAAGCUAGCCAUCCCUACAGGCUACCGCCCUCCCUGGGUCUCCAUCGUCAACACGAGCGGCAAACCCAGACUCCAGACUUCAGACGCCAGACGACCGAUUCCAGACACCAGCCGUUUCCUUUCCUGCCACCCAUAAGAACUACCACAUUCCCGCGCCCAUUUCCCACUUGCACAUCUACUCAUCACAACAAAAACCAAUAACGACGACGACGACAACAACAACAACAACAACAACAACAACAACAACAACAACCAGCAGCCACGACAGGUUAACAGAGUUGCCACUUUCACACUUACACACACACCCACACCCACACCCACACCCACACACAAACCACUCAACAUGGCUUCGACAUCACCAGAACAGAGGCCGCAGGACGCCUCGUCCCGAGGAUCCAGCCGUGCCUCCAGGAAGUCACUCACACUCGACCUCUCCAACCUGCCAGCCCUGCAACCACCAACGCCGGCAACAAACACCCUCCUCAUCACCAACCUCCAAGACCUCUCCGUCUUCCAGCCAGACAACCUCCAGACCAUCAAGGGCCUGAUCGCCAAGACCGCCAUGAUCCACACCUGGGCACCCCUCAAGUCCUUCCGCCGCAUCCUCGUCUCCUUCUACACGAUAUCUGAUGCUAUCGCCGUCCGCUCCAUCUGGGACGGCGAGGCCAUCCUCGGCGAGCGGUGCCGUGUCUACUUCGGCCAGCACACCCCGGUCGACGCCUCCCCCAAGGACACCCACCUCGCUCUCCCCGACGCCGGCAAGCUGUUCUUCAUCUCCCCGCCUCCGUCCCCUCCCCACGACUGGGAGCAGAUCGUCGAGGGCGCCCCCAACAAGCAGGUCCACGCCGACGACCUGGCCGCCGCGCUGGCCCAGUUGCACCACCACAAGAUCUCGGCCGACUCGCCCAUCAGCCCCGUCGAGGGCCGCUCGCCAGGUGGCUUUAGCGCCGCCUCCGGCAGGGGGACGAGGAGCCGCAGCUCCACCCUCAUCUUCCACCCAGAGGACCACGGGGUCAGCGCCAACCUGCCGUGUGUUAUGGUCGACGACAUGACGGAUGACGGACCCGUGGACGACAUGAGCAUCAGCCCCAUGGACGUGGACACCAAGCCCAUCAUGGCACACACCGCGCGUCCGCCGGUCGAGCUGAUGAGCGACGCUUAGAAGGCGCGCGAGAGGAGGAUCUGACUGUCUUUACUGCUGCGAGGUGUUACGGUCAUAUGGCGUUUAGCGGCGUGUUUGGGUCACUGCCUACUGCAUCACAUAUCAUGGAGCAUCUGUUUCGGUGCACGGUUUUAUGCGGGCUGCUGCGUGGUGGCAGCACAUUAGAAGCCGAUUGGGCAGGCGGCCGCUUCUGGCCGAGGCUUUCUGUUUAGAAGGUGGGAGUCACUGUGUGGAUAUGAUGACGAUUGGGGGGCAUAGAAUGUUUUGUACGAUACCAUUGAGUAUGCACAGAAACUGAGGCAUAAGAGGCUUAGAGAAUGAAAAGCGAUGCAC
Molecule: messenger RNA, 1758 nt
Organism: Diaporthe batatas
Lineage: Eukaryota; Fungi; Ascomycota; Sordariomycetes; Diaporthales; Diaporthaceae
Exons: 1
Coding region: 607-1425 (272 amino acids)
Biological process (GO): calcium-mediated signaling
Cellular component (GO): cytoplasm; nucleus
Molecular function (GO): nucleic acid binding; calcium-dependent protein serine/threonine phosphatase regulator activity
Source: RefSeq, a predicted model, not a curated record